Molecule: messenger RNA, 1688 nt
Organism: Musca domestica (house fly)
Lineage: Eukaryota; Metazoa; Arthropoda; Insecta; Diptera; Muscidae
Product: trypsin alpha-like
Exons: 2
Coding region: 44-1579 (511 amino acids)
Biological process (GO): proteolysis
Molecular function (GO): serine-type endopeptidase activity
Source: RefSeq, a predicted model, not a curated record
CCAGGAGCAGUAGUCUGUUUCCCUGGAGUAAGACAACAAGAACAUGUUCCGUUUUGUUACAAUUUGCGCCUUGGUCAGCUGUGCCUUUGCCGGUACCCUGCCCGAUGAAUUGGAUGGCCGUAUUGUGAAUGGUGUUGACACCACCAUUGAAAAGCAUCCGUAUCAGGUUUCGCUGCAAACCACUUCGGGCAGUCAUUUCUGUGGUGGUUCCAUCAUCAGUGAAGACAUUAUCGUGACCGCUGCCCAUUGCAUGCAAUCGUAUGCGGCCUCUCAAAUUAGAGUACGUCUCGGUUCGAACCAAUACAAUAGCGGCGGUGAAUUGGUUGCUGUCAAGACAUUCCGCUACCAUGAGGGUUACAACUCCAAGACCAUGGUGAAUGACAUUGCUGUCAUCAAAUUGGCCACUCCCGUUAGAGAGAGCUCCAAGAUUCGUUAUGUCGCCAUGGCUGAAAAGACGCCACCGACUGGCACUCCAGCUGUUGUCACUGGCUGGGGCACCAAGUGCUAUUUGACCUGUAUUAGCUUGCCCAAGACCCUGCAAGAAGUCGAGGUUGAUAUUGUCGAUGAGAAGGCAUGUGCUUCCAGUGAAUAUAAGUAUGGUUCGCAAAUCAAGGAGACCAUGGUCUGUGCCUAUGCCGUUGACAAGGAUGCCUGUCAGGGUGACUCCGGUGGUCCAUUGGUUUCUGGCGACAAAUUGGUUGGUGUUGUCUCCUGGGGUAUGGGUUGUGCCCGUGCUGGUUAUCCCGGUGUCUAUGCUGAUGUUCCAUCUCUGCGCAGCUGGGUUGUUAAAACCGCAAAGGAAUUAAUGAUGUUGAAGAGCGUAGUAUUAUUGGCCUGCAUUGCCUGUGCCUUGGGCGCUGCGGUACCCGAGGGUAUGCUGCCUCAAUUGGAUGGCCGCAUUGUGGGUGGUGUUGCCACAACCAUUAAUUCUUAUCCUUGGCAAAUUUCUCUGCAACGCAGUGGUUCCCAUUCCUGUGGUGGUUCCGUGUAUUCGUCCAACAUUGUUGUGACCGCCGCCCAUUGCCUGCAAUCGGUUUCAGCUUCGGUUUUGAAGGUACGCGCUGGUUCCACCACCUGGAAUGCUGGUGGUACUUUGGUCUCGGUGGCUGCUUUUAAAAAUCACGAAGGCUACAAUUCCUGGACCAUGGUCAAUGAUAUUGCUGUCAUCCGUUUGAGUUCUUCGCUGACUUUCGGUUCGACCAUCAAGUCCAUUGGUUUGGCCAGCAAGGCCCCAGCCAAUGGCGCUGCUGCUGUUGUUUCCGGUUGGGGUACCCAAUCUUAUGGUGCCGGUUCCUUGCCCUACACUUUGCAAUAUGUUGAUGUUAGCAUUGUUAGCCAAGCCUCUUGUGCUUCGUCAACUUAUGGCUAUGGUUCGGAGGUAAAACCCACCAUGAUCUGUGCCUAUGCCAAGGGUAAGGAUGCCUGCCAGGGUGAUUCGGGUGGUCCAUUGGUGUCGGGUGGUGUUUUGGUUGGUGUUGUCUCCUGGGGUUACGGUUGUGCCUUUGCCGAUUAUCCUGGUGUCUAUGCUGAUGUGGCUACCCUGCGUUCUUGGGUUGUCAGUGCCGCCGGCUCGGUUUAGGGCACGAGAUGCUACGAGAAGCUUUGAAGAAGUGAAAUAAAGAUCUAUACAUUUAUAAAAAUUUUAUUUUUAAUUAUUUUUUCCCAUGAGAAUGAGGCAAAUUUUUAUU